UCCAAACCGAAGGAUGAAUGCCCUUGGCGUGCAUCGAGACGUGCUCGGCAUAGUGAGCACAUCUCAUCUGGGAACCGCCGCUCGACACCCCGAACGGCGGCCUCCCCUACUCCUACUCUACUCCUACAAGAACCCUUCCGUGGAAAAAACGCAUGUGCCAACCACCGGAAACCUCUGCUGCAGUCCAACACCACCACUGUGCCGUCCUGCGUAGCGUAGCCGAUGGGCUCGCGAGCGCUCGCCGUGCUCUGCCUGCUGGCCGUGUCCGUCUCCGCCCUGCUCGCGCCCGCGCACGCCGUACCUGCCGGCGGCGACGACGACGGCUGCGAGGCCGAGUCGGCGGGGCGCGACAAGGCGCAGGCCCUGCGGCUCAAGAUCAUCGCCAUCUUCUGCAUCCUCGCGGGGAGCGCGGUCGGGGCGGGCCUGCCGUCCCUGGGUCGCCGGUUCCCGGCGCUCCGCCCGGAGACGGACCUCUUCCUCGCCGUCAAGGCCUUCGCGGGCGGCGUCAUCCUCGCCACGGCGCUGGUGCACAUCCUGCCGGCGGCCUUCGAGGCGCUGCGGUCCCCGUGCCUCGUGGGCGGGCCGUGGAAGCGCUUCCCGUUCGCCGGGCUUGUCGCCAUGCUCGCCGCGAUCGCCACGCUCAUCGUGGACACCGUCGCCACGGGGUACUUCCACCGGACGAACGCCAAGCGGGCCGCCGCGGUCACCGACGAGCCGGCGCCCGAUGACCGUCCCGCCCGCGGCGACCUGGAGUCGGCCUCUGACGGGCACCACGGGCACGCGCACGCGCACGCGCACGGCAUUUCGGUGCUCGCCGGCCCGCCCGACGGCGACGAGCUCGUGCGCCACCGUGUCAUCUCUCAGGUGCUGGAGCUGGGCGUGGUGGUGCACUCGCUGAUCAUCGGGAUGUCGCUGGGCGCGUCCGACUUCCCGAGCACGGUGCGGCCGCUGGUGCCGGCGCUGACGUUCCACCAGCUCUUCGAGGGCGUCGGGCUUGGAGGGUGCAUCGUUCAGGCCAAGUUUCGGCUCAGGUCUGUGGUGGCGAUGGGGCUGCUCUUCUCCAUGACGACCCCGGUGGGGAUCGGCGUCGGCAUCGCGAUAUCGUCGGUGUAUGACGAGAGCAGCCCGACGGCGCUGGUCGUGCAGGGGCUGCUGGAGGCGGCCGCGGCGGGGAUACUGGUCUACAUGGCGCUCGUGGACAUCCUGGCCGAGGACUUCAGCAAGCCCAGGGUGCAGAGCAGAGCGCGGCUGCAGCUCGCGCUCAACGUGUCGCUGCUGCUCGGGGCUGGCCUCAUGUCCCUGCUCGCAAUCUGGGCAUGACGGCACACCAGAGGUUAUUACCAUCUGCGUUGUACUCGUAGGAGGCUGGCUGACCAUGGUAGGGGAGCAGUAGCUGUUUUUGUUAGGCUGAAGCAGCAAGUAUGUACAAACCAGUGACCAUGAUUAAGGCCCUGUUUGGAACCACUCAGAUUAUAUAAUCCAGUUUUUAUAAUC
Messenger RNA from Hordeum vulgare subsp. vulgare (domesticated barley), 1494 nucleotides. RefSeq names its product zinc transporter 5-like. Lineage: Eukaryota; Viridiplantae; Streptophyta; Magnoliopsida; Poales; Poaceae. The coding region runs from base 223 to 1320 and encodes 365 amino acids. Gene Ontology annotation, cellular component: plasma membrane. Gene Ontology annotation, biological process: zinc ion transmembrane transport. The transcript has 2 exons. The record is from RefSeq and is a predicted model, not a curated record. Gene Ontology annotation, molecular function: zinc ion transmembrane transporter activity.